Geodia barretti is the source of this 2009-nucleotide messenger RNA. NCBI's taxonomy places the organism in Eukaryota, Metazoa, Porifera, Demospongiae, Tetractinellida, Geodiidae. The record is from the annotation of a GenBank genome assembly.
GAAGUCUGUUACGAUGGGGCCAUGGUUACCGAAACUGAAGCUUUCUCCGAAAACGUCAGACGCUCACUCUCGAUCUCGCUGCACGCCGUCCUGGACACCGAGUUCUUGCAAUGGAUGCGACUAGCCAAUCCAGUGGCGGAGGCUUUCCCUUCCACUUCCCUUACCUUCCUCCCCAUCCUCCUCCUCCACCAGCUGACACUGAGCUGACGAACCUCAACUGGGUGGCCGGGGCACCCGUGCCGAUGCAGAACCCUGUUUCGCCUACCAGGAAAGGAGGAUUCGCACGGAGCAAACACUUCCCGCAGCACAGAGAAGGACCGUCGGCACACCACUCCGCCAAGCAAACAAGCUCCCUCGCCUCCUUUGCUCCGCGGCUAGUUGCAGAGUCAAGAGCGGGAAGCGGUUGUGACGGCUCUUUCCGUGGCAAAGACUCGAGUCCGUUCAAGAGAGAGGCGGGAAGGAAGGAGAAAGGCAAGAAGAGCAGCAGCAAGCGAGGCGACAAGGGGGGAGAGGGGGAGGAGGAAGAGGCGAGGACAAAGAAGCCGAACUGCUCCUACACGAGUCUCAUUGGUCUGGCGUUGAUGGCGAGCGAGGACGGCUGUCUACCAGUCAGCGAGAUCUACACCUACAUCGAGGACCAGUUUCCGUAUUUCAAGGGUGCUCCGGACGGCUGGAAGAACUCGAUCCGACACAACCUCUCUCUCAACCCCGCCUUCAGGAAGGUGAAGGACUCCAUGCGGUGGCAGGGAAAGAAGGGCUACUACUGGGAGGUGGUCCCUGAGAGAUGGGCUAGCGUGGAGAGAGAGGUGGAGCGCUACCUCAGACAGGAGGGGAAACUCAACGACAUGGACAUCACUGAUGGAAUUUCUCCGUUUCCGAGUUGUCUGCAAGCCUCCAUUCCGGCAAUGCCCCAGACACCCAGCCCACCCCCGAUUUGCUCGUUCCAGUUCUGCACCGGGACACAGCCCUACUACGACAUUGUGUCUUCCAUGCUGCGGUACUACCCUCCCUCCCCCUGGCCCCUCCCUCCACCUCCCCCUCCUCUUGUCCCUGAUACUAUACCUGACCACACCACCAACAAAAUGGACAUUUCUCUGGCGAGAGCAGCGCCAGUGACACUCCUUGACACAGACCUCUCUCCCGGCCAGUUUGCCGGGUUCCCUGACCCCGCCUCCUGCCCCACUAACUCCACCCUCCACGACCUCUUCGGCCUCCAGCUCCUCUCCGUCCCUCCUCCGCACCCUCACACCCUCAACACCUUCCCCCCUCCAUACUCCGAAGACUCCUCCUUCCUCUCCCAAUACCAGCUGUCCCAUAGCGGCGAAACACCCAUCCCAUUGCUCGAUGGGACGUCCAGAAGGCAGACGCAGAGACUGAGGAAAAUGGCACUGGAUCGGCUAACACUGCCCGAGGAACAUCACAGCUGGACUUGUGGCACCACGUCGUCAAGAACUCUCUACCCAGAUUGUUACGGUGCAUUCGACCAGAGCUACUACGUCAUGAGUCUUGAGGACUGCCCAGUGAUGGAUUGGAGUGGGGAGAGUGGUGAGGGGAGGGAGAGUGGCGAGGGGAGGGAGAGUGGUGAGAGGAGGGACAGUGGCGAGAGGAGGGACAGUGGUGAGAGGAGGGAGAGUGGCGAGAGGAGGGACAGUGGUGAGGGGAGGGAGAGUGGUGAGAGGAGGGAGAGUGGUGAGAGGAGGGAGAGUGGUGAGAGGAGGGACAGUGGUGAGAGGAGGGACAGUGGCGAGAGGAGGGACAGUGGUGAGGGGAGGGAGAGUGGUGAGAGGAGGGACAGUGGUGAGGGGAGGGAGAGUGGCGAGAGGAGGGAGAGUGGCGAGAGGAGGGACAGUCGUGAUGACAUAGAAAACUGCAAAGGAGUAGAUGAGGCCCCGGACACACAUCCCGGUGAGGAAGACCCUACAAUCUGCGACAGUGAAGAGAAUCGGACCGGAGGAGAGGCAGUGAAGAGAGAGCCUCACUUUCACCAGAGAGUCAGACACAGCAGGUGA